AUGUCUUCACCAAUACCACUCCGAAGUAUACGAAUGCCAGCGCUCCAACGACAAUGCCUCUUCCUGCGCCACCAAACCCUCGUCCGCUCCGCCCAACCCACCAUAACCCACCCAUCUUCCCGCCGCACCUUCUCCAGCACCCCCUCACGCCCAGCAAAGCGCCGGCAACUCGGUCAGGACAAGGCGCAAACAAGAGCCGCUGCCGAAUCCCAAAUUGCGCCUUCACCGAAAGUCAACUUUGAGCGUGCGCAACGAGAUGCAGAUGCUAUGGCAGAGGAUAUUGGGCUUCUGCAGAAUACCAUUGUGAGGGCGCCAUUUAGGGAUUUGAUGAAAGAGGCAGAUGGGAUUAGGGGGAUUAUGGGCUAUUACUGGAAUAUUGUCAAGCACAAGGGAACGGCUCUUUAUUCACGAUACUACUACCGCGCCUGUAUCCAAAAAUCCGGCUGGUCACAAUACCUACCCGUCGAUCUCUUCAACAAUAGCCAAUACAAAACCCUAGCAAAGAGAUACUACGAGCAAAUCCAAAAAGACUUCGCCAAAGGCAAUGUCACCCCUCUGGAGCAAAUCUGCCUAUCCCCCCUCGUCAAGAAGCUCAGACAACGAAUUGCCACCCGUGGCAGCAGAGUCCAGAUGUCCUGGCACCUCCACAAAUUCAAAUCCCUACGUGUAGUCUCGCACCGCUGCGCGCCCUUGGGUGAAGAACAACCAGACUCGGCAUACAGACAAGUCGUUGUGCGAAUCGCAUCCGUUCAAUCACUCGAACGAUCCACUUCUUCUCUGUCUAAAUCUACAAAGUCUUCGUCGACACGCACCGCACCUCAUCUCCCUUGGGUCCCAGAUGCCGCACGCCAGCGAGCUGAAAAGGCACGUCAACGGAGUCAGAAACUAGAGGAUGAGGGCGAAACUGAGAACCAGAUUGUCAAGAGCGGUGAUGAGUUCCCUGAUAACGGAGUGCCCAAGACGGUAGUGGAGUACCUUGUGUUGCAGAAGAGGGUUAUUAGGGGGUCAGAGGAGGAGUGGAAGGUUUGGGGUUUCACCGAGGAGUCGACGCCCAGUGUGAUUGCGAGGGAUGAGAGGUAUUGGUCCAAGAUGUUGAAUACACAGAUUGAGACUGCGUAG
Messenger RNA from Alternaria atra, 1119 nucleotides. RefSeq lists its product as uncharacterized. Bases 1 to 1119 code for a protein of 372 amino acids. NCBI's taxonomy places the organism in Eukaryota, Fungi, Ascomycota, Dothideomycetes, Pleosporales, Pleosporaceae. Gene Ontology annotation, cellular component: mitochondrion. The transcript is spliced from 3 exons. The record is from RefSeq and is a predicted model, not a curated record.